UGCGCAGCGGACAAGCACACCGCCUGAAGAGCAGCAGCAAGAGCGGCACAAGGAUCUCUCCAAAAACAAAUUAAUCACUGUUUUUCUUUAUUAUUCUAGUGUCUUGCUUCAAUUUUCUUUUAUCUAUUGUAUGCAUUUUGCCAAUAUGUCUAAGACGCUCACCGGGUUGCUCGUGGCUCUGUGCGUAACGAGCGCGUUUUCAGGGAACACCAAAAACAAAAGACAGAGUGGUCAGUAUCAAGUGUAUCCACAACUCCAUGAAAUUGCAUCGGGCUCUUCAGACGGAUGUGAGGAGAAUGGGGUGUCAUACAGAGUAAAUGAGCAGUGGGAGAAGCCGUACCGCGGGAGUACACUGUUGUGCACCUGCAGUUCAACCUCAGGCAUCAAGUGUAAAACAAAACCCGCAGUUGAGGAGACGUGCUACGACAAGUACAAUGACCGGACGUACCGGGUCGGUGAAACCUACGAGAGGCCAAAGGACGGAAUGAUAUGGGACUGCUCGUGCAUCGGCUCUGGGCGCGGCAAAAUCAGCUGCACCAUCGCAAACCGCUGUCAUGAAUCUGGGAGGUCGUAUAAAAUCGGAGACACUUGGCAAAGACCCCACGAGACUCAGAACUACAUGCUGGAAUGUGUCUGUUUGGGCAAUGGCAAAGGAGAGUGGACCUGCAAACCCCUGGCUGAGCGUUGCUAUGACAACGGAGGAGCUUCCUCGUACAUGGUUGGUGAGACGUGGGAGAAAUCAUACCAGGGCUGGAUGAUGCUGGACUGCACCUGUGUGGGAGAGGGCAAUGGCCGCAUCACCUGCACAUCUAGAAACCGUUGUAAUGACAAGGCCAUGCAGCAGUCCUAUCGCAUUGGACAGACCUGGAGGAAGGUGCACACUGAUGGACACAUGGUGGAGUGUGUGUGUUUGGGCAACGGCCGAGGAGAGUGGAAAUGUGAAAGAGAUGCAGCACGAUCAGGCCCUAUAGGCUCGGGUACUGUGGUACUGACGCCAGUGCUGACCCCACUGCUGCCCCAGCCUCUGCCUCAGCCCCUGCCUCCUACUGAAGGCAGCUGUAGAACCGACUCUGGAGCUACUUUCUUUGAUGGACAGAGAUGGAUCAGGAAUCAGGGAUCUCAACAGAUGCUCUGCACCUGCCUGGGCAAUGGAGUCACUUGUGAGGAGUGGGAGGCCACUAGCCAGGUGUAUGGUGGGAAUUCCAAUGGGCAACCCUGUGCAUUUCCAUUCGUCUUUAUGGGAAAGACCUAUUACUCCUGCACAUCUGAUGGACGCUCUGACGGUCAGCUUUGGUGCUCCACAACCUCUGACUAUGAAAGAGACCAGCAGUACUCCUUCUGCACUGAGAAGUAUGCCAUUGUGGUAACACGAGGUGGAAACUCCAACGGUGCCCUGUGUCACUUCCCAUUCCUGUACAGUGGCCGUAACUACACUGACUGCACCGCUGACGGCCGCCGAGAUGGAAUGAGGUGGUGCGGGACGACCUACAACUAUGAUGGAGAGCAGAGAUUUGGAUUCUGUCCCAUGGCUGCUCAUGAGGAGGUGUGCACCACGAGUGAUGGAGCCAUGCAUCGCGUUGGGGAUAAAUGGGACAAACGGCACGAUGUCAUGGGUCACAUGAUGGAGUGCACAUGUCUGGGGAACGGCCGAGGAGAGUGGAGCUGCAUCGCGUACUCCCAGCUCAGAGACCAGUGCAUUGUGGAUGGAUACACUUAUGAAACCAACCAGGAGUUCUCCAAGCGCCACGAUGCGGGCUACAUGAUGAACUGCACCUGUUUUGGACAGGGCCGUGGGCGCUGGAAGUGUGAUGCUGUUGAUCAGUGCCAGGAACCUCAAACCAAAGCCUUCUAUCAGAUCGGAGAGUCGUGGGAUAAGUCUAUAAAUGGCAUUCGCUAUCGCUGCUACUGCUAUGGGAAUGGGAAUGGGGAGAUGAGAUGUGAGCCUCUGACAACUUCCCCAGAUGGCUACAGACCAGUGCAAGUGAUCAUCACAGAGGCAGGGAAGCAGCCGGACUCCCACCCCAUCCAAUGGAACCCACCCACAUCGGUCCACAUCACCCAGUACAUCCUGAAAUGGAGAAUCAAAAAUACCCGUGCACCUUGGAGGGAGGCAGUCAUCCCAGGACACCUGAACUCUUACACCAUCAGUGGGCUGCGUCCUGGUGUCACCUACGAGGGUCAGCUCAUCAGCAUCCUCCAAUAUGGCCGCCGAGAGGUUACACGCUUUGAUUUCACCACCACAUAUGGUUCCUUGGAGACUGCAGAGGGAGAGACCACACCUCUUCCUCCAGUGGUAGACACCUCUGAGUCCGUCACAGAAAUCACCUCCAACAGUUUUGUAGUCUCAUGGACCUCUGCUGCUGCUACCGUCUCCGGCUUCAGAGUGGAGUAUGAGCUGAGUGAAGAUGGGGCCAAACGAAACACUUUGGAUCUUCCUCGUACCUCCACGUCUGUUACCAUCGGCGACCUCCUGCCUGGGCGCCGCUAUAACGUGAAUGUCUAUGAGCUUCCAGAACAAGGAGAACCUAACCUCAUCCUCACUACUUCACAGACUACAGCUCCAGAUACUCCUGCCCAACAUGUUGUCGACGAUGUGACUGAGACUUCCAUCCGCAUCAGCUGGUCACGCCCUCAGGCUCCUGUCACUGGUUAUCGUGUGGUGUACACUCCGUCAGUAGAAGGAAGUAGCACAGAACUGAUGCUGCUUAACACAGAAACCUCCGUGAACCUGGUUGACCUUCUGCCCGGGCAUCUGUACAACAUCAGCAUUUAUUCCAUGAAGGACCAGAUGGAGAGUGAGCCCAUCUUUGUACAAGUCAACACUGCAGGCUCCCCUCUGCCAGAGGACGUCCCAUCUCCCACAGACCUGCAGUUUUAUGAAGUAUCCGAUGUGAAGAUCAGCAUCACCUGGACAGGACCCCCCAGUGAAGUGACAGGGUACAGGGUCACCUUCUCCCCCGUGGGACCUGACGGCUCUGACAUAAGACUCCUGCAACUUCCUGUUUCUCCAAAUGCAUAUGCAGACAUCACCCACCUGCAGCCCGGAACCCUCUACCGCUUUUACAUCUACGCCAUCAAUGGAGGGGUGGAGAGCGAGCCCCUCAUGGGAGAGAAGGCAACAAAGCCCGAUGCUCCGUCCAAACUCCAGUUCACAGAUGUUGGUUCUGACAAUGUUCUAGUAGUGUGGGAGGCUCCUCGUGCCUCAGUGUCUGGAUACAGGCUGUAUCUGAGCAUUGAGGGCUCCAGCCCCACUGAGAAGAGGAUCCCAGGGGAUGUGGCCCAGUACCAUCUUCGAAACCUCCGCCCCGACACACAGUACACAGCCACUCUGCACUCUGUGAUUGACAAUGACCUGAGUGAAGGCGUGACAUCAUAUUUCACAACAGCUCCAAAGAUGGGGAAUGCUCCUCCGUUCAGCACUGAAGUCACUGACACCUCCAUCAUUGUCACCUGGAUCCCAGUGCGCCGAUUUAGCUACAAGCUGACUGUCCUGCCAAGUGAAGAGGGCGAGUCUCCCAGAGAGGACACAUCUGACACCGGGCGGGUUUAUAUUUCUGAUCUGAUACCCGGGACUCAAUACACCUACAGUGUCCAGCCCAUAUUUAAUGGACGCAACAGAGGGAAUGCCGUCACACGCAACGUGGUUACAUCUCUUUCUCCUCCCACAGACCUUAGAGUUGAGUCCAGCCCAAACAGAGGAGAUCUCACUGUCUACUGGGUCGCCUCCAGAACACCUGACAUCACAGGCUACAGGGUUGCGAGCACCCCCACUAGUGGUCAGCGAGGAAACUCUUUGGAGGAGAAUGUCAGUUCUGACCAAACCUCCUGUAUCCUGGAAAACCUGAGUCUGGGGGUGGAGUACAACGUCAGUGUGUUCACAGUCAAAGGGCAACAGGAGAGUCUCCCUGUGUCCACUGUCGUCACACCAGAAAUACCUGUACCACGUGACAUUGAGUUUGUGGAUAUUACUGACACCACUAUUGGCCUGCGUUGGAUCCCUUUGAAUUAUACCUCCAUCACUGCCUAUCGGAUUUCAGUAGUGGCAGCGGGUGAAAGUUUGUCCAUUUUCCAAGACAUGGUUGAGGUGUCUGCUGGUUAUUACACCAUCCGUGGUUUGGAGCCAGGGGUGGACUAUGACAUCAUUAUCACCACAGUAACAGAAGACGGAGAGAGCGAGCCGACCGCAUACACAAAGCAAACACAAGCUGCCAUCCCUGCCCCGACCAACCUGCAGUUCAGUGGGGUGGGUCCAGACCAUAUCAGGGUGACCUGGGCAGUGCCUCAUGUGGCCACUCCGAGCGACAUCUCUCGUUUUGUCAUUCGUUAUCACCCCACCAACACCUACGACGAUGUGAAAGAGGUGAAUGUGGGCGGAUCCACCAACACCUAUCUGCUCCAGAAUCUUCUGCCAAACACUGAGUACUCCAUCAGUGUGGUUCUUGUCUACACUGAAAGUGUAAGUGAGCCAGCCACAGGAACCCAGAGGACAACUUUGGAUGCCCCUACUGGCCUGGACUUCUCUGACAUUCAGACAAAUUCAUUCACUGUCCACUGGGUGGCGCCCACUGCUAUUAUCACUGGAUACCGACUCAAUUAUCAGCCGACAAGUGGAGGACGCAUCAAAGACGCAAAAAUCCAUCCCUCCAGGACCCACUACACUCUAACUCAGCUGACCCCAGAGACAGAGUACAUUGUCCAUAUUUAUGCUGUGGGCAGAAAUCAGGAGAGCCAACCCCUCAGCGGCACACAGGCCACCAUCUCUGAUGCUCCCACUGACCUGGAGGUGAUGACCAGCACCCCAACCACAAUCACCAUCCACUGGGAUGCCCCCUCUGUCACUGUCAAGUACUACAGGAUCAACUAUGGUGCCACAGGAGACACCCCUCAGGAGUUCACGGUCCCUGGCACCCAGACCGCAGCCACCAUCUCUGGGCUUAGACCUGGCACAGAGUACACCAUCACAGUGUACGCUGUAACAGGACGAGGAGAUAGCCCCUCCGCUAACAUCCCUGCCACCAUCACUCAUCGCACAGACACCGAGUCCCCUUCUGGCAUGAAGGUAACUGAUGUGAGUGACAACGCCCUUACAGUGCGCUGGUCCCCUGCUCAGGGUCCUAUCAGAGGAUACAGAAUCACAAGUGCCCCCAAGAAUGGCCUUGGACCCUCCUAUUCUGAGGUGGUUGGUCCAGAGCGAACCCAGAUGAGAUUCACUGGUCUGAUCCCUACGACUGAGUAUGUGGUGAAUGUGUACACCCUGGGCACAGAUGGACAGACCUCUUCACCUGCUGUAGAAAACGCCAUCACAGCCAUGGACCGCCCCAAAGACCUGACAUUCUCUGACAUUGACUUCACCUCUAUGCGUAUCACAUGGGACAGUCCUGAAGGCACCGUGACAUCAUACCGCAUCUUCUACACCAGUUCAGAAGAGGGAGAGAGAGAACUGCGCCCCGCCCCCAGUGGAGACCAGGACAGCGUGGUCAUCACGGGACUCCGCCCCGGAACAGAAUACACAUUUAAAGUGAUAGCCCUGAACGGACGCACUCAGAGCACGCCUCUGGUUGGAAAACAAGCCACAGUUGUUCCAGCUCCAGCAAACCUUGAGAUCUUUGAUGUGGGCCCGUCCUCCUUCGUGUUGUCAUGGAGACCGCCUAACGCACGUCUUACUGGUUAUCGCAUUGUCAUCAACCCCAAAAAUGUCAACGGACCGUCCAAAGAAAUGAAUGUCGCCCCGGAUACAUCCAGGGUCACGGUGCCGGGACUGAUGGUGUCAACAACCUACCAGGUUUACAUUUACGCUCUGAAGAACUCUGUAACCAGUCGACCUCUGGAGGGAGAAGCAACCACACUAGAAGACCUCAGCCCUCCUAGAAGAGUCAGACUCUCCGAUGUUAAAGACACCUCCUUCACUCUGACCUGGCGCACCAAAUUUGAGACUAUCACUGGUUUCCUGAUAGAAGCUACACCACAGGACAGCACCCAGCCUGCUCUGAGCAGGACAAUCUCUGGAGACCUACGCACCUACACUGUCCAAGGUCUGCAGCCCGGAACCUCAUACAAUGUUAAGAUGUAUACGCUGAAUGGAAACACAAAGAGUGCCCCAUUUAUCCUCACUGUUCUGACUGCUCAGCCAGUUGUCCCAGCACCUACCACACUGCAGGUCACUUCUCUGACCCCCACCUCUGUGUCCUUCACCUGGAGACCCCCUUCCACUGACAUCACAGGAUACUACAUCACCUACGAACAGUCAGGAGGGCGGCCUCGUGAGCUCCUCCCACCUCCCCACGCUGGACAAAACUAUGCCACAAUAUUUGAUUUGCGACCAUCGACGGAGUACAUUAUCAAAAUUGUUGCAAUCCAAAACAACAUAAGGAGCACCCCUCUUAUUGGCCGAAUCAUCACCAAACCAGAAUACUUCCUUCCCCUGCCACUGCCGCACCAUCCAGGUGGCAAUGACGACAAGCUAGAUGUGCCUGAAACUGACAACAAAAUUCAGGUGGUGGGCAACAACGGGCAAGACCGGCUGGGUGGUCAAAGCCAGCAUGUGGAGUACACUGAAUAUAACAACAACGGAGAUAGUAGACAGCCACAGUCUCCUUAUGGGCAAGUGCGUGAGCCUUUGGUGUUUGUGCCCUUUCCCGAUACAGAGGGGAACAGGCUGCCCAUAGUCAAGAUGAACGUACCCAUUGGAAUGCCCAUAGGGAAUGAUACAGGACUGCCACAAGAAGCGCAAACUCAAACUACGGUGUCCUGGAAGCCAUACAAGAAGAGUAACGCCUAUCUGGUGUCCUGUGAGCCCCUGUCAAACGCACAGGAGAAGCUCUUUCAGGUCCGUUUACCUGGUACAGCUACCACUGCCACUUUGAUUGGACUCACCCCAGGAGCAAACUAUAACGUAAUUGUGGAAGCCAUCUUAGGAGCACUCAAGCACAAAGUCCUUGAGCAGAUUGUAACAGCUGGAAAUACAAUCCCAGAUGGAGUGCCAUCCUCCUCCUCAGACUCAUGUUACGACUCUUUCACUGCGACCCACCAUGAGGUCGGAACUGAGUGGGAGCGCAUGUCCGAGACCGGAUUCAAACUCUGGUGCAGGUGUCUCGGCCUCGGGAGCGGCCAUUUUAGAUGUGACUCAUCAAAGUGGUGCCAUGAUAGUGGAAAUAACUACCGCAUUGGAGAGAAGUGGGAUCGCAGAGCUGAGAAUGGACACCUCAUGAGCUGCACGUGUUUGGGGAAUGGCAAAGGAGAAUUCAAAUGUGAACCACAUGAGUCUGUGUGCUAUGAUGAGGGCAAAACAUACCAAGUAGGAAACCAGUGGCAGAAGGAAUACUUGGGUGCAAUUUGUACCUGCACUUGCUAUGGAGGACAACAGGGCUGGCGAUGUGACAGCUGCCGUAGGCCAGGGGCAGAAGUAGACCCCACUCUGUUGCAGCCUGUGAGAUACGGAGACAACACACUGCGCAAACUGAAUAUCCAUUGUCCGAUUGAAUGUCUCCGGCCCGACCUGUUGGCAGAUGGCCACCUUUCCCCAAACCCACGGGAAUAAAGCAUCUGCCCUGUCUCCAUCUGAUCACUGCACUUUUCACACUCAUCUCAUGCCAAUAUUUUAAGAUAAAACUUAACCUUUUUUUGCUCUAGGAUACUUGUUUCAUCCAAUUCUGCAAUUCAUAAUCCAUAAUCUACUGUACACCAAAGAAACGUUUUGGAUUGACUUUUCUCUAAAACAAAACAGCUUAAGAAAUGUGAGCACUGUUAUAGAAGAAUCUCAUUACAUUUUAUCUGUUUAAACUCCCUGUAGUCCUUUGUUUAAUAAGCACUGUGUGUAACUGACACAUUUCAUAAUUUAUCCCUUUAAUCUCAAAGUGUGAAUGUAACAAUCUUGAUGUGAGGAAUCAGACUUUUCUAUUUUUGUACGUUGUUUGUGCUGAAGUUGUUUCUACAAAAAGAAAAGAGAUCCCAA
This is a messenger RNA of Periophthalmus magnuspinnatus, 7951 nucleotides long. RefSeq names its product fibronectin 1b (gene fn1b). The record is from RefSeq and is a predicted model, not a curated record. Gene Ontology annotation, cellular component: extracellular region. NCBI's taxonomy places the organism in Eukaryota, Metazoa, Chordata, Actinopteri, Gobiiformes, Gobiidae. The coding region runs from base 131 to 7537 and encodes 2468 amino acids. Gene Ontology annotation, biological process: cell-substrate junction assembly; nervous system development; heart development. Gene Ontology annotation, molecular function: integrin binding; proteoglycan binding. The transcript is spliced from 46 exons.